AUGUGUUGUGGAUUUGUUGUGGUAGCCAAAUUUUUGCCUUCGCAGAGAGGAGCUGGAAGAGAGGAGCUGGAAGGGCUCACUUACCUCAUCUACGUUUUCCUAAUAUUUAUUUUCUUAACUGUUUUAUUAGUUGCUCGGAUCCUUAUUCUCUUUCUCACAGUGGUAGCAGGCUCUUGGUUUGACCACGUCAGAGGAUGGUACACCCACAGGGAGCAGUUAAAUUUUCUCUUCUUAACAUAUGAAGAAAUGAUCCAGGAUCUCAGGGGAGCUGUACUAAAGAUGUGUCAUUUCCUUGGAAAGCGCCUCCAGGAUUCGGCCAUCGACAGGAUUGUGGAAAAAGCUACUUUCAAAAACAUGAAAAAUGACCCGAAAGCAAAUUAUGAAUUCCUGCCCGAGAAAGCCAUUCUCAAAGACAAUGGAAAAUUUCUUCGCAAGGGCACUGUUGGAGACUGGAAGAACACUUUGACAGUUGCUCAAAGCAAUCACUUUGAAGAGGUGUACCGGCAGAGAAUGAAAGACCUGCCUCUGAAGUUCGUCUGGGAUCUUAAUGAAGACGCUUCCUGAUUGGCAGGUUCAGUUCUAAGAAAUACAUAAUGGGGAGAU
Messenger RNA from Acipenser ruthenus (sterlet), 603 nucleotides. Its product is annotated as amine sulfotransferase-like. Lineage: Eukaryota; Metazoa; Chordata; Actinopteri; Acipenseriformes; Acipenseridae. The record is from RefSeq and is a predicted model, not a curated record. The coding region runs from base 1 to 564 and encodes 187 amino acids. Gene Ontology annotation, molecular function: sulfotransferase activity. Gene Ontology annotation, cellular component: cytoplasm. Gene Ontology annotation, biological process: sulfation. The transcript has 5 exons.